AUGCACGCUCCGACGCUCUUGUGCACGCUCUCACUUCUCGCGGCCAUGACGGCGACGGCCCAGAACAAGGUACCAGCGUCCGGUUGGGUGAGCCCGCUCGUCAUCAAGGGCUACAAGUUUUUCGAGCACACGACGGGUGCUGAGUUCCGCAUCAAGGGUGUGAGCUUCUUCCCGCGUGCAAACGCUGGCACCAAAUUCAACGCCAACUCGAUCGACUGGUUCUCGGACGACAUGGAGACGAUCUGGCGCCCGCAGCUCGAGCAGCUCAAAGCGCUUGGCGCCAACACGGUCCGCAUGUAUGCGGUCGAUCCGUCCAAGUCGCACGACAAGUUUAUGUGCGAGCUCAACAAGCUCGGCAUGUAUGCGUUUGUCGGCAUGUCGGCCGUCUGCGAGGGCUGCUACAUCCUCGACGAAGAAACCCCGAAAUGCUACUCGCCGGCGAUGUUCACGCGCGCCCAAAUGAUCUACAACGCGUUUGCAGUUUACGACAACGUGCUCGGUUUCAGUGUCGGCAAUGAAAACAACUUGGGCAAGAAGAUUGAAAAGUCGGCGCCGUGUGUCAAGGCGCUCAUCCGCGAUGUCCGUGCGUAUGCUCAAAAGUGCGCCGGCUCGGUGCGUCAAGUGCCGAUCGGCCUCGACAACGCUGACGUUGACACGCCGUCGCACCCUCGCGCAUCCUGGCUCGGCUACUACGACUGUCUCAAGAGCAACGACGAAAACACCCGUGCCGAAUGGAUUGGGUUCAACCCGUACGUUGAAUGCGACCCGACGACGCACCUCAAGUACGCCGACUCCAAGGGUCUGCAAAAGCUCGUUGGCGACUACAAGAAGGCGGGGUAUUCGCGCCCGAUCGUCUUUGGCGAGUUUGGCUGCAUCGAUAUCACCAACACGAUCAACAACAUUGAGCAGCAGCGUACCUUCUUGGAGGCGAAAUGGAUGAACGAAGAAGCCGAGAUGACCGAGUACGUCUCGGGCGGCAACGCGUUCGAGUACAGCGUCGAGAAGGCCAACCUCAUCGACAAGGCGGCGACACCGCCGUAUGCCAAGAAGGACACGGGUCGGUACGGGAUCGGGUACUUUACGCCCGACAACUGCGACCACGACACGAUCCCGUGUGUCUACAACAAGUACCCCGAGUUCGACAACCUCGCCUUGGCGUACAACUCGACCAAGGCAUCAACCGUCACCAAGGACGCGUUCACGCCGGCGCGAUCGACUGUGAUGACGUGUCCCGUCGACUUUCCGACCGUCGACUUGCCCCCGACGCCGUCGGUGCCCAUCCUUCAGUGCACGACCGCACAGCCCAUGUGCAACAAUGGUGCGUCCAACAAGCACAAGAACCUUGGCGGCACGGGCAAUGGCGGUGCGUCGGGCGGUACGAGCGCGGCGCCGUCGCUGCCGACUACGUCAACGCUGGCACUUGGCCUCGGCGUCACGAUCGCGCUAGCGCAGCUCUAA
Molecule: messenger RNA, 1458 nt
Organism: Saprolegnia parasitica CBS 223.65
Lineage: Eukaryota; Oomycota; Saprolegniomycetes; Saprolegniales; Saprolegniaceae
Exons: 7
Coding region: 1-1458 (485 amino acids)
Biological process (GO): cell wall (1->3)-beta-D-glucan biosynthetic process
Cellular component (GO): cell wall
Molecular function (GO): 1,3-beta-glucanosyltransferase activity
Source: RefSeq, a predicted model, not a curated record